Messenger RNA from Candidozyma pseudohaemuli, 2691 nucleotides. It is a transcript of the gene HSP104, whose product is annotated as chaperone ATPase. Gene Ontology annotation, cellular component: cytosol; cytoplasm. Gene Ontology annotation, molecular function: transcription factor binding; ATP hydrolysis activity; ATP binding. Lineage: Eukaryota; Fungi; Ascomycota; Pichiomycetes; Serinales; Metschnikowiaceae. The record is from RefSeq and is a predicted model, not a curated record. Gene Ontology annotation, biological process: regulation of DNA-templated transcription; cellular response to heat. The transcript has a single exon. Bases 1 to 2691 code for a protein of 896 amino acids.
AUGGACGAAACUCAAUUCACAGACAACGCCUUGCAGAUCAUCAAGAAGGCCACGGACCUUGCUAAGGAAGGCUCCCACUCCCAGGUGGUGCCUUUGCAUUUUUUAGCAGCCAUGGUUCCUACCGAUGAGGAGAACCUGACGCUUUACUUGAAGACACUUAUACAGAAGGCCAGAUACGAAUGGCCCGAUUUUGAAAGAAUCGUGAACAGACACCUUGUGAGGUUGCCCUCUCAGAACCCUCCUCCCGAUGAGGUCAGAUUGAGUUAUGCUGCUGGACAGAUGCUCACGAACGCUACCAAAAUCAAGGCCCAACAGAAGGACUCGUAUGUGGCCCAAGACCACAUUUUGUUGGCACUUUUGAAGGACAGCAGCAUCCAGGACAUUUUCAAAGAAGCACAGAUCAACGUGGACACGAUCAAGACCCAGGCUUUGGAGUUGAGAGGAAACCAGAGAAUCGACUCCAGACAAGCCGACUCUUCCGGACAAUACGAGUUUUUGAGCAAGUACUGUGAAGACUUGACCGAGAAGGCUCGUGAGGGUAAGAUUGACCCUGUCAUUGGCCGUGAGGAGGAGAUCAGAAGGGUGAUUCGUGUUUUGGCCAGAAGAACCAAGUCGAACUCGGUUUUGAUUGGUGAGGCUGGUGUUGGUAAGACUUCCAUUGUGGAGGGUGUUGCUCAGAGAAUUAUCGACGGCGACAUCCCCAGCAUUUUGGCCAACUCCAGGCUUUUCGCUCUCGACCUUGGUGCCUUGACUGCUGGUGCCAAGUACAAGGGUGAGUUUGAGGAGAGAAUCAAGGGUGUUCUCAAGGACAUUGAGGACUCCAAGGAUAUGAUUAUUCUCUUCAUUGACGAAAUCCACAUGUUGAUGGGUGACGGUAAGUCCGAUGCUGCCAACUUGCUCAAGCCCAUGUUGGCCAGAGGUGCUUUGCACUGUAUCGGUGCCACCACAUUUGCCGAAUACAGAAAGCACAUUGCCAAGGACGGAGCAUUCGAGAGAAGAUUCCAGAAGAUCGAUGUUCCCGCCACCACCAUUCCAGAGACAGUUGCAAUCUUGAGAGGUUUGCAGCCAAGAUACGAGAUCCACCACGGUGUGCGUAUUUUGGACUCUGCUAUGGUUUCUGCUGCCCAGUUGGCUUCCAGAUACUUGACCUACAGAAGCUUGCCAGAUUCUGCUGUUGACUUGAUUGACGAGACGGCUGCUACUGUUGCCGUGCAGCGUGAUUCCAAGCCAGAGGAGUUGGACAAUUUGGAGAGAGAAUUGAAUUUGGUUGAUGUCGAAAUCAAUGCUCUCGAAAGAGACAAGGAUGCUGACUCUGAAUCCGCUGACCGUCUUGAGCAGGCCAAGAGAAGAAAGGCCGAGUUGGAGGAGCGCCUUAUUCCAUUGAAGGAGCGCUUCAACGAGGAGCGUAAGGGCCACGACGAAUUGAUUGCACUCAAGAGAAAGUUGGACGAGUUGGAAAUCAAGGCCCAGGACGCUGAAAGAAGACAUGACAACGCCUCUGCUGCUGACUUGAGAUACUUUGCUAUUCCUGAUGUCAAGAAGCUGAUUGAGGAGAUGGAGAUCAAGGUUGCCGAAGAGGAAACCUCCAACUCCAUGUUGAACAAUGUUGUCGGUCCAGACAGCGUUGCCGAGACUGCGGCCAGAUUGACUGGUAUUCCAGUGACCAAGUUGACCCAGGCUGAGAAUGCCAAGUUGAUCAACAUGGAGAAGGUUUUGUCUUCUGAGGUUGUUGGUCAAAGCGAAGCUAUCAAGGCUGUCUCCAACGCCGUGAGAUUGACGAGAUCAGGAUUGGCUAACCCUAACCAGCCUGCCUCUUUCUUGUUCCUCGGUUUGUCUGGUUCCGGUAAGACUGAAUUGGCCAAGAAGGUUGCAGGAUUCCUCUUCGCUGACGAAAGAGCCAUGAUCAGAAUUGACUGCUCUGAGUUGGGCGACAAGUGGUCUGCCUCUAAGUUGCUUGGUGCUGCCCCUGGUUACGUUGGUUACGAAGAAGGUGGCAUUCUUACUGAGGCUGUUUUGAGAAAGCCCUACUCCGUCAUCUUGUUUGAUGAGGUGGAGAAGGCUGCACCUGAAGUCUUGACUGUUUUGUUGCAGAUUCUUGACGACGGUAGAGUUACAUCUUCUCAGGGUAAGGUGAUCAACUGUUCCAAUGCCAUCAUCAUCAUGACAUCGAACUUGGGUGCCGAGUACAUCAAUGCAUCCAAGGGCACCAAGGUUGAUCCUGAAACAAAGGACUUAGUGAUGACCGCUGUCAAGUCACACUUCAGACCUGAGUUCCUCAACCGUAUCUCCUCUAUGGUUGUGUUCAACAGAUUGUCAAGAAAGGCAAUUGCUAAGAUCGUCAAGAUCAGGCUUGACGAAGUGCAAAAGAGGUUUGCCGCCAAUGGCAAGUCCCUUACAUUGGACGUUUCAGACGAAGCGUUGGAGUACUUGUGCAGACACGGCUACUCGCCUGAUCUUGGUGCCAGACCAUUGAACCGUCUCAUUCAAAGCGAGGUUUUGAACCGUUUGGCCAUUUUGUUGUUGAAGGGCCAGAUCAGAGACAAGGAGACUGCUCGUGUUGUUCUUGGCAAGAAGGGAUUGGAGGUUGUACCUAAUCACGAUGCGGAGGACGUGGACAUGGCAGAUGCUAUUGAGGACUGGGAGGACAGUGAAGACUACGACGAUAUCGAUGCCCCAGUUGACCUCGACUAA